Sorex fumeus (smoky shrew) is the source of this 1235-nucleotide messenger RNA. Its product is annotated as nmrA-like family domain-containing protein 1. Bases 1 to 900 code for a protein of 299 amino acids. The record is from RefSeq and is a predicted model, not a curated record. Lineage: Eukaryota; Metazoa; Chordata; Mammalia; Eulipotyphla; Soricidae. The transcript is spliced from 5 exons.
AUGACAAGCAAGAGGGUAAUUGCAGUGUUCGGAGCAACAGGUGCUCAGGGUGGUUCUGUGGCCAGGGCCAUCCUGGAGAGUAAAAGUUUCACUGUCAGAGCCCUGACCCGGGAUGUGACGAGCGCAAAGGCACUGGCGCUCCAGAACCUUGGUGCCGAGGUGGUCCAAGGGGAUCUGAAUGAUGAAGCAUCUGUGGAAGCUGCCUUGCGCGGUGCCUAUGGGGCCUUUGUGGUGACAAACUUCUGGGAACAUCACAGCAAAGAGAAGGAAGUCUGUCAGGGAAAGAUGGUGGCGGAUGCAGCCAAGCGCCUGCGUCUGAAGCACGUGAUAUACAGCGGCCUAGAGAACGUCAAGCGCCUAAGUGGAGGCAAGCUGGAGGUGCCGCACUUCGACGGGAAGGGAGAAGUGGAAGAGUAUUUCUGGUCCAUUGGCGUUCCCAUGACCAGUGUCCGAUUGUCAGCAUAUUUCGAGAACUUUCUCACUCUGUGGAAGCCCGUGAAGGCCUCUGAUGGAGACUACUAUACCUUGGCACUACCUAUGGGGGACACCCCGAUGGAUGGCAUCUCUGUUGCAGACAUUGGAGCAGCUGUCCUCAGCAUCUUUAGUUUUCCAGAGAAGCUCCUUGGAAAGGCCGUGGGUCUCAGUGCAGAAGCACUGACUGUACAGCAAUAUGCUGACCUUUUCUCCAAGAGUCUGGGGAAAGAAGUCAGGGAUGCAAAGAUCUCCCCAGAAGCUUACGAGAAGCUGGGGUUUCCAGCAGCCAAGGAAAUAGCCAACAUGUGUCGUUUCUAUCAAAUGCGGCCAGAUCGUGACGUCAAACUCACCUACUGCCUAAACCCCAACGUCAGAAGCUUCAGCCAGUUUCUUGAAGAGAACCAGGGGGCCUUGCAGGGCAUUUAGUGUCCACAGAGGCCCUGACUGCAUCCACCUUCCUUGGUUCUGGGCCCCUUCACCUCCUGGCGUCUACACUAGAAAACAGAUGUAUUAUGGUGCAAAUCUGGCAACACUGUGACUUUCCCAUUUAGAGGGAAAACCUGCAGUCUUCAUGGGUCAUGGUAAUCCGUGUGAGUCACAGGGAGCUUUCCAGCUAAUGAUGAAGACAGGAUGUCUGCUUGGCUCAGUAAGCGCCACCAACUUAAGCACUUCUUGUGGCUCCUCGUCUACAACAGCCAAAUUGCUUCCCAAAGCCCUGCCACUGGGAAGCUUGUGGUUCUGGGUGUCCUGACAAAAAAAGG